AUGGCGGACGACCUACAGGACGGAACGGGCCAGUCGGCCCGUCAAUUUGCCCACGCCGUGAGCCAGAUGGCCGUGACAAACAUCCUAGCGAAAGGCGCUGGCUUUGAGUACGUCCAGCCCAGUGCGACGAGUGCGUUGGUCGACGUCAUGGCAGCGUACAUCCAGAAGAUCGGCCGGGACGCGCAAGAGCUGGCCGAAGUUGCAGGUCGCGCCAAGCCCCGCGGCACCGACGUAUCUUUAGCGUUGAAGGACAUGGUGCCUUACCCCGUGGGACUGGACGACAUGAUCAAAGCCUUCCAGGAAUCCCAGCACAGGUACGAAGGAAAACUGGCGUUCCCUCGCGAAGUGCCCAAGUUCCCUGCCCCAUCCAAGAAGCGCAAGGCCGAUGACGAUCCCAUUGAAGAGAUUGGCCAGCGGGACUCGGACAAACCCGCGUACACGCCGUCGUUCGCGCCGCCACUGCCGUUCAAACACUCGUACUCGCAACAGAGCCACGUGGUUGUGUCCAAGGAGGUCGACCCCAAGCGGAUACGCCUCGACCUGCUGCACCAAAAGAGCGAAGUCCAGGCGUCGCUGCACAACUUGGCCGACCACGUCGUCGCAGCCCCCACGGCCCUGGUGGACCCAGUGUGGAAGCCCCACGUCAGUCGACUCGACUUGGCCAACCCGUACUUGGCUCCUCCCCGCGUCGAGUCUGCGGCGAGGCAGAGCAACCCUUUGACCAUCUACGCGGCCCCCACGCCAUCGUACCGACCUGUGGUAGCCAAGCCCACGAAACGCGCGAUUGAGAUCAUGUCUGGCAGCGACAGUCUCACCAACGACAACUCGAACGCGAACAAUCAAAAAGUUAAAGAAGACAAGAUCUUGGCUGGCACGUAUCACGAAGGGGAUUCGGACUAG
Molecule: messenger RNA, 900 nt
Organism: Aphanomyces astaci
Lineage: Eukaryota; Oomycota; Saprolegniomycetes; Saprolegniales; Verrucalvaceae
Exons: 5
Coding region: 1-900 (299 amino acids)
Cellular component (GO): transcription factor TFIID complex
Molecular function (GO): protein heterodimerization activity
Source: RefSeq, a predicted model, not a curated record